This is a messenger RNA of Blastocystis hominis, 861 nucleotides long. RefSeq lists its product as hypothetical. NCBI's taxonomy places the organism in Eukaryota, Bigyra, Opalinata, Blastocystidae. Gene Ontology annotation, molecular function: DNA-binding transcription factor activity, RNA polymerase II-specific; RNA polymerase II cis-regulatory region sequence-specific DNA binding. The transcript has a single exon. The coding region runs from base 1 to 861 and encodes 286 amino acids. The record is from RefSeq and is a predicted model, not a curated record. Gene Ontology annotation, biological process: regulation of transcription by RNA polymerase II.
AUGCGAAGGGAAUUAGACGCUCUGAAUAGUCGUUUUUCUACGGAUAGCAAGGCCAGAGCUACUUUUGUGUGUAACUAUUCUAAUAAAUGCGCAUCUAAACCCUUUGUACCCAAUGAAACAAACCUCCUGAUGAAAAAGCAACGAAGAAACCGCCUACCCAGUGCAGCUCUCGAGAUUUUAUGGAACUUCCUACGUGAACACCGCGACAACCCUUAUCCUACUAGUCAGGAGAAGGAAUGGCUCGCUCAGCAAACGAAUCUCUCUGUUACGCAGAUUCGGAACUGGUUUACAAAUACUCGGAAGCGUAAAUUGAUACAGAGCCAAGAGAGCGACGAAGAAUACCUAACCGAUUCCGAUUUUUCCGACUCUUUUCACGACAGCCAGACAUCGAGCGAUUCUCAGCCCCACAAAAGACGUGGGAGAAAAAAGAGUUCAUCCACUCGCUCCCAAGGUCCACUGGAAAUGGUCCAGCAUCAGUCUACUAUCACGAUGAAUGAUGGAACACUAUCUAAAGUAACGAAGAAUCAAGAUGGAACCUGGAUCCAGUUUCUAUCCGCUUUUGAUCAUAACUCUAAUUUAAACCAUAGCUCUGAUGUAGAUUCGGAAGGAGCACAUCAACAACAACAAGAGUUUUCACUACCAGAUUUUGAUAAUUAUACGGAAUCGAACUUUAGCUACGAUUAUUCGCGCACAAACCUCAAUAACCCAGAACAACAUGAGUAUAUAAUAAAUAACGAAGUUGCAACUCAUGUAAAGAGACAACAACAACAACUGAGUCAACAACAACUACAAUUAAAUCAACAACUGAAUCAACAACAACAACAACAAGAGAAUAGACAACCUUCUGAUUCUCAAAUGUAA